Molecule: messenger RNA, 1704 nt
Organism: Cladophialophora bantiana CBS 173.52
Lineage: Eukaryota; Fungi; Ascomycota; Eurotiomycetes; Chaetothyriales; Herpotrichiellaceae
Exons: 2
Coding region: 1-1704 (567 amino acids)
Source: RefSeq, a predicted model, not a curated record
AUGCUUUUACCAAGUGGCUACUGGGCCUCUAUUCCCCAUUCUUCCUACAACACCCUUCGAAGGAGAGAACCCCAAAAUCCGGAUGCACCAGGCCUUAAGGGAAACAAGAAUGGUCCCCCUGGACCUGAAGGCAAUCAAAAAGGACCGCCCGAUCCUCCUGAGGCUUCCCCGAGUGCUUCUAUUCCUCCGGCUUCCAUUUCCGUGUUCUCAAGCUCGGCUGGUCCUGCUAUCAUUACAUCGUCCUUUGUUAUCACCUCCAGUGCCUCUGCCUCAACGACGACUCGCGAGGUCUCCUUGCUCACCUCUAGUACUCCACCGCCUGAUUCAGAAUCAAUAUCGUCCUCGAUCUCCGUAACUUCAACUACGAUCACAGAAAACCUUUCGUCCAGUACGUCGUUCGUGUCGACAGUGCCUUUGGUCAAUCCUACCAGCCUCGUUUCGUUGUCUUCAACCGCCUCCGAUACAUCGUUCCUAGCCAGCACAGCAUCAAGGUCGUCAUCCGCAACUGAGACGACACUGUUGGCGUCAUCCACAGCGAAGACAACAUCCCCGUCAAGCCUUGCCUAUACAACAAGCGCCACUGCGAUUGAGACCCCAUGGGGCUACCAAAGCCAAAAUGGGACCAUCGCAUCCGAAUCUGAUAGUACUCUUUCGCAAGGACAAACGGCGGGUAUUGCGAUUGGGACUCUUCUUGGUUUCUCUUUGAUUCUGUCGCUGCUGUAUUGGCUCUUUAAGCGGCGCAGGGGAGAAGAUCCUAAGUCGCUGCUCAGGCUUGCAUGGCGCCAACAAUCUAAGUCUCCCGAUUCCCCUUGGCCUCGGAACCAACCGUUCAACGUGCUGCCCGAUUCUCCAGCGGCGGAAGCCAACUUCGGCGGUGAUCCAGCAUGGAACUACCAAGAAACCUUUGCGCGGCCUCCCAUGAUCGCCAAGGCACGACAGUCCCUGACUAGAUCUCUGAGAUUCCUUCGAGUCAAUCCCCUGGGCAUGAACCCAGUGACGCCUCCCGAGUCCAGGCCCAGGACCCCGAGCCGGAAAUCAUUCGCCUCGUCGUUCUUCCACCGGCGCUCGACAGCUUCAACCUUGCGCAGCGUAUCCGUCCCUGCUUGCGAGGAACAACCCGUGCCUAUGAGGGGCCCGCACUUCCUGCGGCCUCUUUUUAUACCUCCCUUCAAGUUGAAACCGGCCUCGCUGUCUUUUCCAUCCGCAGAAGCCACGAAAAGCGCCUCAGCCAGUACUCACUCUUUAACAAUUCCGCCACAAACCCUUCCGCAUCCAAUGCGCCAGCAGCGGAGGUACAGCCACGUUGGUACGUCUUCCGAAAGCAUAGAUCCUCGGUCUGCAAGGGCGAUAUUCGAUCGGACGAGACCUCGCAAGCCAUCAAAACUGUCAAGAUCACAUACCGCUGCCCCUUCUGUCGCCGGUGCAGAAAUGCCGCGCGGGUCUGAGAAGGAUCUUCCACCUCCGCUCCCGCUCCUCCCCGCUGUUCUGCCUCAGCAACUUCUUUCUACAGCAUCUCAUUCGCGGAAAAGGGGGGAGACCCUUCGUCCCUCCAACUCUUUACCCGACAGCAGCCAUGUGGGCGGCUUAUGCGCCAACGCAGGGGACGGGGUCAACACUCCUUCUUCUCCUCCUCCUCCCCCGCCGCCGCCUCUUAAGAGUCCAAAGAGAGCCUCGACCGCUUUGAGCGGCAGAGCGAAGGGGUGA